Arabis nemorensis is the source of this 2058-nucleotide messenger RNA. The record is from the annotation of a GenBank genome assembly. Lineage: Eukaryota; Viridiplantae; Streptophyta; Magnoliopsida; Brassicales; Brassicaceae.
AUGUUGUGUGCAUUGUGCAUUUGGGUUUCUCUGCUUUUGAUAAGCAUUAUUAUAGUUUGGUUUUACAAAUGGAGUAACCCAAAAUGCAGAGGGAAGCUUCCACCGGGUUCUAUGGGAAUACCGCUUCUUGGCGAGACGAUUCAUUUCUUCAAACCAAACACCACUUCAGACAUCUCACAUUUUAUCAAAGAGAGAGUUAAGAAGUAUGGACCAAUCUUUAAGACCAACCUUGUGGGGAGACCAGUGAUUGUAUCAACAGAUUCUGAUUUGAGUUAUUUCGUGUUUCAACAAGAAGGUCGUUGUUUCCAGAGUUGGUAUCCAGACACUUUCACUGAGAUCUUUGGAAAACAGAACGUGGGAUCGUUACAUGGGUUUAUGUAUAAGUACCUUAAGCAUAUGGUCUUGAGUCUCUUUGGUCAUGAAAGUCUCAAGAAGAUGCUUCCUGAAAUUGAACAAAGUGCAUGUAAGAAGUUAGAGCUUUGGUCAAAUCAAGAUUCAUUUGAACUGAAAGAUUCAACGGCAAGCUUGAUAUUUGAUCUCACCGCAAAAAAGUUGAUCAGUCAUGAUCCAGAGAAGUCUUCAGAGAAUCUAAGGGAAAACUUUGUUGCGUUUAUACGCGGUUUAAUCUCCUUUCCUAUUGACAUCCCAGGGACAGCUUAUCACAAGUGCUUAAAGGGGAGGGAAAAGGCAAUGAAAAUGUUGAGGAAUAUGCUUGAGGAGAGGCGUGAGAAGCCAAGAGAGAAUCCGAGUGAUUUCUUCGAUUAUGUUAUCGAAGAGCUUAAGAAAGAAGGGACAAUUCUGACAGAAGAAAUUGCACUAGACUUGAUGUUUGUCUUGCUUUUCGCCAGCUUCGAAACAACUUCACUCGCUUUAACUUUAGCCAUCAAGUUCCUCUCAGGCAAUCCUUCAGUCCUAAAACGUUUAACGGAAGAGCAUGAGGCAAUUCUGAGAAACCGUGAAGAAGCGGACACUGGAAUUACAUGGAAAGAAUACAAAUCAAUGACUUACACAUUUCAGUUCAUAAAUGAAACAGUGAGACUAGCGAAUAUAGUUCCUGCAAUAUUCAGAAAAGCCUUGAGAGAUAUCCAAUAUAAAGAUUAUACGAUUCCAGCCGGUUGGGCGGUGAUGGUCUGUCCACCAGCAGUACAUAUGAAUCCAGACAAGUAUCAAGAUCCUCUUGUCUUCAAUCCAUCUAGAUGGGAAGGAUCAGAAUCGACUAAUGCAUCGAAGAAUUUCUUGGCGUUUGGCGGCGGAAUGAGAUUCUGUGUUGGAACUGACUUCACCAAAGUCCAAAUGGCUGUUUUUCUUCAUAGUUUAGUCACAAAAUACAGAUGGGAAGAAAUCAGUGGAGGAAACAUAAUUCGAACUCCUGGUUUGCAAUUUCCAAAUGGUAUCAACUCAUUGAUACAAAGACACUCUCUCUCCAAAAGCUGGAGAGAAUGGCUCGAGCCAGCGUUUUUACUGUGGAGACCUGGUGGUGACCGCUAUGAGAGACCUCCGUACAUGACUCGGACCGAGAAAGAUAAGCCUCAGUACACACCAGAGCAAGAAUAUGCCAUUAUGGACGAACAAGUCAAUGAAAGCGAUGGUUUUGAUAUCAAUUUCUCACUCUUCCGCUGCGUUUUCAACUACCAUCCUGCUACGCUCGAUACACAUCAUUUCGUUGACGAGCCAGAAACCGAUGGGGAUUUACUCAUCAGGCUCUCUCAGGGGUCCCUUGAUGGAUACAAUCUGGAAAAUAGUACACAAUUUGAGUUUGUAAAGGUUGUUCGAGCCAAUUACCACUGGUCUUCUGCGAUAAUGUUUCUCAUAACAUUUCAAGUUAAGGAUCCUUACGAUGGCCUUAUCAAACCCUUCCAAGCAAGGGUACGCCACGCUGAAGGAGUCCUGCUUGAGUAUGUCUUCUGCAGGCCGGAGCCUGGUCAAAAAGUGGAAUGUGUUGGGACUGUUAAGACUGAUGUCCAGAAAGACCUGGAGAAAGAUGCCAAGAGAAAACGAUUGGAGAAAGAUGUCGAGAAAGAUGCCGAGAAAGAUGCCAAGAAACAAAGUUUGGAGUAG